GUGCGUUCAGUGUCUGUGAUCCUCAGUUAAAACGGUGCGAUUAGAGUUGAUUUUUAGAAAUAUACGAGAAAUCUUCAUUUAUUCGAAUUCAGAAAAUUUGUCAAGAAGGAUCUCGAAUUAUUAAUCAUGGAAUUAGAAAAUCAAGAUUUGGAAGGAAUUUUAAUUUUGGAUGGCGGAUUCUCUACCCAAUUAGUAAAAUAUGUUGGACCAAAUGUGGAUGGUGAUCCUUUGUGGUCUGCCAGGUACAACGCAACAAAACCAAAAGAUGUCAUACAGACACAUUUAGAUUAUUUACGAGCUGGUGCAGAUGCUAUCAUCACAAAUACCUAUCAAGCAAGUAUAGAAGGAUACAUGGAACAUUUGGGUUUGACGAGGCAGCAAUCAAAAGACUUAAUGUUCAAUACUGCCAAGCUGGCACUUCGAGCUAGAUAUUUAUAUGAAAAGGAAAAUCCUGAAAGCAAUAGAAGACCUCUAGUAAUGGGGUCAGUUGGACCUUAUGGAGCACAUCUGCACGACGGGUCAGAAUACAGUGGCUCUUAUGCAAAAACGAUCACGAAAGAGGAAAUCCAAGAAUGGCAUAGACCAAGAAUAGAAGCUUUAAUAAACGCAGGUGUAGACGGAUUAGCAAUUGAAACUAUUCCAUGUCAGUUGGAAGCUGAAGCCCUAGUUGAACUAAUAGUUAAUGAGUAUCCCGGCACAAAAGCAUGGCUUAGUUUUCAAUGUCAGGAUGAAUCUCGUCUCGCCCACGGCGAGUUAUUCCGCGACGCGGCCUUGAGCUGCUGGGAGCUGGCAAGGGAGUCCCAAUGUUUACUCGCUGUUGGAGUCAAUUGCGUUCAUCCCAAAUACGCCGUCGGUCUCUGCAAAUUCCUCAAUAGGGAUCAGAUGCCCCAAAUACCGCUCGUUGUUUAUCCCAACAGUGGCGAAAAUUACACGCCGACCGAAGGGUGGAAAGAUAAAGACCGAUGUGUUCCUGUACAAGACUACGUCAGUUCCUGGUUGGAUUCAGGAGCCACUUUUAUCGGAGGAUGUUGUCGUACUGAUGACGAGGACAUUAGAAAUAUUAGAAAAUCUGUGAUCCGUUGGAUUAAUAAACGCGAAUUAAAUUGA
Ctenocephalides felis (cat flea) is the source of this 1107-nucleotide messenger RNA. Its product is annotated as homocysteine S-methyltransferase-like. Lineage: Eukaryota; Metazoa; Arthropoda; Insecta; Siphonaptera; Pulicidae. Gene Ontology annotation, biological process: S-methylmethionine cycle. The coding region runs from base 127 to 1107 and encodes 326 amino acids. The transcript has 8 exons. The record is from RefSeq and is a predicted model, not a curated record. Gene Ontology annotation, molecular function: zinc ion binding; S-adenosylmethionine-homocysteine S-methyltransferase activity.